Cinara cedri is the source of this 4790-nucleotide messenger RNA. Lineage: Eukaryota; Metazoa; Arthropoda; Insecta; Hemiptera; Aphididae. The record is from the annotation of a GenBank genome assembly.
CAUGCGCCGUAACUUGGUUUAGGUUAUGUUUCCUUUGUACCUUUUAACAACUGCACCUUCAAUCACAUCACGAUUCACGACGAAGAAAAUAAUUGUCAGUGAUAAUUUUUGGUAUUUUAAAUAAGUUGAAAAGGAAUAAACUUAAUUAAUGAUUAAUUGUAUACGACUUAUUAUAAUCGGUUUUACGUUUUUCUCACCAUAACAUAACAUUUUAAAAAUCUAUUGAUAAUUUAGACCGCUUGUUAGUCUUGUAUUCGGAACCAUCUACAAUGCUUAUCACGUUCAAAAAUUUACAACAGCAAACUUUCAAAUUGGAAAUUGACUCGAACCAAACGGUAAUAUAAUAUUCAGAUUUAAUUCAAAUAAUAAUAGUUCAAUUUAUUGGGUAAGAUAAUAAUGGUUGUUUUUCAUAUUGCAUGCUAUUUCAUUUAACUACCUACCUGAUGAUACAAAUGUAAUUAUAUUAAAACUGAAAUAAAAACAUUUAUUAUAUUUUAAUAUGCAGAAAUAUUAUUUGUAACAGACAUUAUUUUUUUUAAGACUAUACAAAUUAUAAAAUAUUAUAUUAUAUUCUACUUAUAGUAAUAAACAGGUAAUUUAUUUUAAGGUCAUAUCAACUUGCAUAAAUAUACCAAAGUUUUAAACGACCAGAAACAUUUUUAAAAUCAUAAUUAAGUACUUAGUAAAUUUAUAUUUUUUUUAGUAUCGAUUAAUUUAUAGUGAAUUUAUAACAUUACUAUCUGCUAUAAAGUUUGUGUAAUCUAUAUACCUAGGUUCACCUUUAUGAUAAUAAUAUUUAAAAUAGGUAACAAAUUUGUUAUGAAUUAAUAAAUUGUAUUUAUUAUCAUUACAUUAAUAAAAUAAGUUUUUUGUCUUGAAUAUUCACAUUCAUAAAUGUGUAUUUACACAAAUAAAAUUACUUCAUAUUAUACAAUUAAUAACAUGUUUAUGUUGCUAUUACAUUAUAAACAAAACAAAGCAUUACUUAUUUGAUAUUAAAUAAAUUUCUAGAUGAAAAGGUUAAAAAUGUAUUUUAAUUAAAAAAGACUUCUGAUUUUAAAACUAAAUUUAACAUCAAUUUGUUUGAUGUUAACUAUGUUAUUUUUUUUUUUAUUUACUAAUUUAAAAUAUAACCAAUGUUAACCUUUAGUGUUCUUCUUAUUGAUAUUGAUCAUAAUACUAAAAUAAAAAGAUUAAUAUGAAAAUAUAAUUAUUUUGUAAUAUUUAGGGUUUGGAUUUAAAAGCAAAAUAAACAAUAAAAAAAAAAAAAGUAUUAAGUUUAUACAAAAAUGCAAUUACAAUAAUUUAAUAACUUAGACAAACUGUCUUCUACUAAAUGUUGAUGGUAUGUUAAUUACCAACUGGCGAACAUUUUUGAAUCUACACUUUAAGAUGAUAUUAAUUUAUAGAUAAGUAGUUUGGAUACGUUGAUAAAUAUCAAAUAAACUUACAAUGCAAAUAUUUUAAUAAAACUGAUUUUAAACAUAACAUCAACAACAUGUCAUCUUCACAAGCUUUUUAGAUUUUUAGCGUUAACAUUUUAAAACUAUCACAUCAAUUGAUAUUUUAUGAAACACAAAAAAAUUUAAAAAAAAUAAAAAUAAUAUUUGCCCAUUAUCUUAGAAAUUAAUUGAAACACUUUUUUCAAGAAUAAUUGUUUUUCUAUUAUUAUUUAAAAAAAAAAACCUUGUGCCUUCAAAUCAAAACUCUACAGGGUGAUUCUCUAAGCUUGCACAGUUGGUAUCACCAUAAGGUACUCCUUAAAUGUUAUGAAAAUAUCAGCUUUACUAGAUUUGAAAAUUCCAAAAAUCAGAAUUUGAAUAUAUGCAAAAUUUAACCAAAAAACAUGGGAUAAGAUCACUUGGUGAAUUAAAUUAAGUAAUUAAUUUAAAUUUUAUAGAUAAGACAGUUAAAAGAAAAAUUGCAAGAAGUUAAAGGAUCUGAGUAUUUGGCAGAAAAUCAAAAAUUAAUUUAUGCAGGUAGAUUCUUUAAAUUUAAGAACAAUUAUUUAUUUUUAAUUGAAUAAUUUAUUUCAUAGGGAAAAUACUAAGUGAUGAUACUAAAAUCAGUGAUUGUAACAUUGACACAAAAAAAUUUGUGGUGGUUAUGGUUUCAAAAGCAGCUAGUGCUAGUGUUGUCAGUGCCACCACUAGUGCUGUCUGUUCCACUGCUAAUGCUGCUAAUGCUGCUAAUGCCGCUGCUAGUGCUGCUACAGCUGCUGCUACUGCCGCUUCUGCUGCCGCUAAUGCUGCUAACACCUCUGUCAAGACAAUGGCAUCUGCUUCAACUUCUGCUAAAGCAACAGAGAGGUAAGAUUUGUUUGUUCAUUAUACUUUUUUCCUCCAUAAUUUAAUUUUUGUCAUAUAGUGAUUCUGUAACUGUUGAACAACCUAAAAGUGAAGAGCAACCACUGCCACCAGCAUUGAUACCAAUAACUGCUUCUGUGCCAGAGUCCGCAUCAAACGAUGAAUAUGAAAGAAUGGUUCAAAAUAUUAUGGAUAUGGGUUAUGAAAGAUCACUGGUACCUAAUUUUGUUUACCAUAUUUUAUUAAUUUAUAAUUUUUACCAAUUUUUUUAUUGCGAUUGUAAGGUGGAAAGUGCUCUCAGAGCUAGUUUUAACAAUCCAGAUAGAGCUGUUGAGUAUUUGCUUACUGGAAUACCUGACGAACUUCAAACCGAUCCAUCAAUAAAUCAAUCUAUAAGUAACAUACUUAGUGAAGGUAAAUAAAUUUAAAUAUAUUAUUUUAUAAUUAAAUUAUUUAUUAUUUGUUUUCAAAAUGAUUAUGUUGAUUGCUUAAAAUUCUUAUCCUUUUCUAUGUAUUUAAACCGUCUGUAAACAACUCCAAUUUUCUUUGGUGGAGUGUUUAUAUCUUCAUUUUUUUUUAAUAACAUUAAUCUAGUUCAGUAGCAUUACUGAGUAAGUACCUUUCCAUUUCAGUCAUUCCUGCCAAAAUUAUAUUGUUAUAUCUGUUACUUUUUGUGCAUACUGUUUAGAUUGUAACAUAAAUUAUUUUGUUCAAUAAAACAUUAUAUUUAUAUAAUAUUUUAAAACAAAUUUAUUAUAUUUUUUGAACUUUGGGGGGGGGAGUUCUGAACUAGUGUCAAUAUUUUACCUUUUUGUCUAUUAAAACUUGGUUUUGUUAUAUUAUAUAUACUGUAGUGUUCAUCAUAACAUGACUGUUGGAGAAAAUACUAUCUUUAUAGAACUAAAUAAUAAAAAAACUUACUUUGAAUAUAAGGGAAAAUGUUUUUGUUGCUUUCUCUAUUUAUAAUAUGUUCAUAUGUUUGAUGAUAUUGUUAUCCACUCCUGUGAUACUUGAGAUUUAUACUCUAAUUUAUGUAACUAUCAAAAAAUGUUGAAUAAAAUUAUACGAAACAUUGGCAUACAAUGUGUGAAUCCUGCUAAAUAGCUAGUGAUAACAUAGUUAAUAUAAAUUUUGUACUAUAAAAUAUUUUAUUUUUAAGAUUUAUUAUUGUUAUUAUUUACGUGGUGUUUAUAUCUUUAAUAUUACACGUGUAUUAUUUAUUUUUAGAUACAGGUAGCUCUACUGGUAGUAGUCAAAGCAGUGUCCAAGUUGCCCAAAAUGAUCCUCUAGCUUUUUUGCGUAACCAGCCAACAUUUCAACAAAUGCGUUCUGUUGUUCAGCAAAAUCCCGAAUUAUUAAACUCUGUAUUGCAACAGAUUGGACAGACCAACCCAGCUUUAUUGCAAAUGAUAUCCAAUAACCAAGAAGCUUUUGUGCGUAUGUUAAAUGAACCAAAUGAAGGUGCUGCCGCCACUCCAACUGCAGCUACAAGUAGAGGAGGAGCACCAUUAGGAGGAUAUGAAGUCGCUGUAUCUACACAAGAUAAAGAAGCAAUUGACAGAGUAAGUGUAUUAAUACAUGAUAUUUGUAUAAUAACUUAUAUUUUUAUUUUUUUUUCAGUUGAAAGCAUUAGGUUUUCCAGAACAUCAAGUAGUGCAAGCAUAUUUUGCAUGUGAGAAGAAUGAAAAUAUGGCUGCAAAUUUAUUAUUGACUCAAGAACCAGAUGAUUAAAAUACUAAGACUGAGGAUUUGGCGGAAUAAGUACAUAUUUAUUAAAACAGUUUCUAUGUAUUUUACAUCUUUAUCAUAUAAUAUAUUUUACAUCUGAAAUCUAGUAAUAAUUUGAUUUGAAAAAUUUGCUUCAAAAAAAAAAAAAGAAUAACGUAAUGUAUAAUAUUUUAUUAUUAGAAAUAGUUCAGUACCUAAAGUUUGUGUAUUUUAUUUUGUUUAAUUUUGUUCUUUAUAAUGAAAAUAAAAUUAAUUUCUUUAUACAUAAAUUCUUUCAAUACAUUAACUUGAUUUUUUUUUGUUCUAUAAAAUAAGUUAUAUUUUAAAAUAAUUAAGAAAUUACAUUAUAUUUAACUUUACAGUUAACCUAUUUGAUUAUUUGUAUAGACUUUAUUAAUACUUCAAAGCUGUCCAGCAUAGUGUAUGCUUUUCAGUAACGUUACUACAAUAUAUUUGUUCAAAUAUUUAACCAAUUAUGAUUAAUUAGUAUUUACAUCCAUUUUAAUAAAUAAAAUCAGUCUUCAAAUAUCAAUAGGUAAUACAUUUAAUAAACAUUUAUGUAAGCUGAUGUAAUUAUUUAUACACUUUAAAUAUUGAGAUUGGUUACUUAAUUAUGUGAUUUUUAAUUUACAUCCCAUGUCCAUGAUCUUUGAUAUUGAUGAAAUAAAGAAGAAAAUGAUUAUUCUUGUAAUAGAGUAUACCUAUUAGUUAUGUUUGCAAGUUUAAGUCAAGUAAAAUUCAGGAUUAAACUGUAUA